AUGGAUAAACUCCAGCUCACUCUUCACGCACUCCAGCAUCAAAGCAUUCAUUUCCUCAAACUAUACGCUCAGCACCCCUGGCUCUACACCGCAGCAUGCCUCACAGCCUACCUCACUCUCACCCUAUCCCUCCGCUUCCAACGCCUCCGCAGCAUCCAAGCGAAAUACCACAAGUACUCAACCCGGGCAUCCUUCGCCAGCAUGACCGACCACGACGCCUGGGCGAUUCAGAAGCGAAUCCUCCAGCUCGAGUUCCCAUUCACCGCGCUGAAAGCCCUGCAGUUUGCUCUCUUCCGCGUACUCCCCCCCAAAGCUUUCCCCGCCGCUACCUAUGGCAUCCCCACCAUCUCCACCCUCCUCCUGCACACCUCCCAAUUCUCCAACCCAUCCACCAGCUUCAAGCGCUACGCCGACACCGGCGUCCUCAUCGGCGAAUUCAUGGGCUUCGAGCCCACCUCCGACCGGGCAAUCACCGCCCUCGCGCGCACGAAGCUCCUGCACUCAGGCUACCGCGCCAGCGGCAAGAUCCUGGAGUCCGACAUGCUGUACACGCUUAGCCUGUUUGCGCUGGAGCCGGUGCGGUUCGUGGAGCGGUACGAGUGGCGGGGGUUGAGCGCGCUGGAGAAAUGCGCGGUGGGCACGUACUGGAAGAGUGUGGGGGAUGCGCUGGGGAUUAGCUAUGCGGCGCUCCCUAGUGGGCAGCCGGGGGAGGGGGGGUUCCGGGAUGGAUUGCAGUGGUUGGAGGAGAUAAGGGCUUGGAGCGAGCGGUAUGAGGCGGAGAAGAUGAAGGCUGCGAAGGCGAAUCGGGUGGUGGCGGAUAAGACGAUGGAUGUGUUGGUUUAUGGGAUGCCUGGGUGGGUGAGGGGCCUGGGGGUGAGUGUUGCGACUUGUGUGAUGGAUGAGCGGUUGAGGGAGGCUAUGAUGUAUGAUGCGCCGCCGCGGGUGAUCAAAGCGGUGUUUAACGCUGCGGUGGUGAUCCGGCGGUUGUACCUGCGGUAUCUUGCUCUCCCGCGGCCGUACUUGAUGCGUCGCGAUGUGUUUACGGAGAAGCCGAAUGAGUAUGGUCGACACCAUGUGCAGGUGUGGAACGGGAUGCCGUACUAUGUGCGGCCGACUCUGUGGAACCGAUGGGGUCCGUUGGCAUGGGUGCAGCGGCUGAUGGGAUUGCCAUUGCCUGGCGACGACGGAGACAGGUUCUAUCCGCGGGGAUACUACACGCCCGAUGUUGGGCCCAAGUACUUUGAGGGCAAGGGACGGAAGAGCCUGGAGGAGAUCAAGGAGAAGUUGAGGAUGCAGAGGACCGGCGAGUCGCCCUUUCAUUAA
Aspergillus fumigatus Af293 is the source of this 1323-nucleotide messenger RNA. NCBI's taxonomy places the organism in Eukaryota, Fungi, Ascomycota, Eurotiomycetes, Eurotiales, Aspergillaceae. The record is from RefSeq and is a predicted model, not a curated record.